Megalopta genalis is the source of this 5200-nucleotide messenger RNA. RefSeq names its product Zinc-finger protein 72D (gene Zn72D). Lineage: Eukaryota; Metazoa; Arthropoda; Insecta; Hymenoptera; Halictidae. Gene Ontology annotation, cellular component: precatalytic spliceosome. The record is from RefSeq and is a predicted model, not a curated record. Gene Ontology annotation, molecular function: single-stranded RNA binding; zinc ion binding; double-stranded RNA binding.
ACUUUCUCGCGGUAGUUCUCUGGCUAGUACGGUAGCGCGUUGAUUUGCGCGGAGGUAGUUUGUCGGAGGACGACGCAGGGUUCUCGUGGAAGCGGCCACUGAGGGCGCGGCAUUCUUGCAAUUGUUGCGCCCGGCUCCAACAGAAUAACCAAUAGGAGCCGCGGCAGCGCCGCCAUUCUAUCGAGUUCGUGGCACGCCCUACAACUUCCUCCAUUGUCCUUCUUUCCGGGAUUCUCUGCGAGGAAGGAUGGCUCAGAACAAUUAUUUUGGGUUUACUCACGGCGGAACGCAAUAUGGAGCGACCAGUGCAGCCGCUUAUCAAACUGGUCAAGCAGGAUACGCUGUAACUCCAGCGGCAACCGCCGCCACGUAUACUCAACGACCCGCUGCCGCCGCGGCUACAGGUUACGAAACUUACCAAGCGGCAGCCGCUGCAGCUGCUACAGGGACCACUUACGCUGCUGCCAACCCUGGUACUGUGGCCCAAACUUACGACUACGGUUACGGACGUGCUGCACCUGCAGCAACAUACGACGCUACUAAGACAUAUUAUCAACAACCUGCAGCAGCAGCUGCAACUUAUACUACUACAGAAACUCAUUACCAAGCAGCGAAGCCUGCGUAUAGUACAACCAGUGCUUACACAGGCACAGCGAGGCAAGCUACUACUACUGGACAAGCUAAAACAUAUCAGGCGUCCAGUACUGCCUAUCAGCAAUCUAAUCCGACACAGAGUGCUACAUACUCUUCGGGAUACACUGCGCCAGCUACUCCUGCUGCGACACCAUCGACAGCAACAAAUAAAACGGCGAGUACAACGUAUUCCGGCUACGACGCAGCGCUAUAUAGCGCUGCGACUAUGUAUGUAGCCCAACAGAGUGCAAACAGCAAUUCGACUAACCAGAAGACUGGAGGUUGGCAGGGCUACCCACGGAAAACAUUUGGCGCUGCAGGGGGAGCGAUGAAGGCAAUGCGGCCCAAACAGCCCCCCAAACCUCAACAGCUUCACUAUUGCGAUGUCUGUAAGAUCAGCUGUGCUGGGCCGCAGACAUAUCGCGAGCAUUUGGAGGGACAGAAACAUAAGAAGAAGGAAGCCUCUCUAAAAGUACCACAACAACCACCAGCACGCGGAGCAGGAAACAGUCUACGAUGUGAGCUUUGUGAUGUCACUUGCACUGGAAAUGAUGCAUACGCUGCUCACAUCAGAGGUGCCAAACAUCAGAAAGUUGUUAAACUACACACAAAACUUGGAAAACCCAUACCAAGUGCAGACCCAACUGUUUUGAACCCAAAACCUGUAGCUACUGUCAAAACUACUGGUACUAAGAAGCCUACGAUAACGGCCACACCUAAAAUUAAUUUUGUUGCUUCUGGAAACUUGGGCACUGUGAAUCAGAACCAAACUGCGGAAAUUAAAGCAGAUGAAGUAACAGCGGAAGAGACCGUAGAGGAGGCUGCUGUUGAUGAGAAAGAUAUUCAACCAGUUGGUCAAGAAUACAUAGAGGAGAAUAAAUCUGAAGAUGGAAAAAUUAUAAGUUUCAAUUGUAAGCUUUGCGAAUGCAGAUUUAAUGAUCCUAAUGCCAAAGACAUGCACAUGAAAGGAAGGCGACAUAGAUUUGCUUACAAAAAGAAAGUUAAUCCAGAUCUAGUUGUUGACAUGAAACCAAGUUUGAAACAAAGGAAAUUGUUAGAAGAAAAACUACGCAGACAACAGAUGCGUGACGAAUAUAUACGACGUCGUGAAGAAAUUAGUCAAUUAGGGCCAAUGGGUCCAAUGAUGGAUGAAGAAAUGAUGUAUUGGGAAGAACGUCGACGGUAUGAAGAAGAAUGCGAGUAUUAUGAAUGGUAUCGACGUUACGGACGUGGACCAGGAGCUCCACCAAUGCCACGACCUUUCCCAGGACCACCUCCGAUGAUGAUGUUCCCUGGUCCUCAGCGCAGACCAGAUUCAUCUGAUGACAAGCAUGUAUUAGCUCAUCACACAAAUAUUUAUCCGAAGGAACAGGAAUUGCUGGCAGUUCAAAAAAUAGUGUCAGAUACAGAGAAAGCAUUGAAAUUCGUAUCUGAUACUUUAGCAGAAGCUGGAAAGAAAACUGCAAGUCCGGUAACUACAAAUGCUGCACCAGCAACCCCGGUGGUACCUGUUCAACAGCAACAACAAUUAAAUGCAGAUACAGUAAAAGCAAAAGAAGAUUCAGAUAAAAAGAAAAAUACAACCCCACAGAAAGAAGAUGGUAGUGACGGCAAUUUAUUUUCGUUCCAAAAAGAGAAAGAAGAUUCGAGAAUACUUAGGGGCGUCAUGCGUGUCGGAAAUUUGGCAAAGGGACUUCUUCUAUCUGGUGAUAACCAUGUUUGUCUAGUAGUUCUCUGUGCAGAGAAACCAACACGGACGUUAUUAAAUAAAGUUGCUGAAAUUCUCCCGGCUCAAUUGAAGAUCGUAGCUCCCGAAGAUACCUACAAUGUUGGGAAACAUCCGGAAUCAGCUGCUUUAACAGUUUCUGGAGGCAGUGUGACUGUCAGUGUAACACUCACUAGUCCUUUAAUGCGUGAAACUCCUAAACCAGCAGCUGUUGCAGAUAAUGCUGGACAGCAGCAACAGGGAGCUGCUCAACCGCAAACAACACCCACGGCCCCCGCUGUGACGAAACCAGAUCCACCAGAUGUACUUCCCAAGGCUAAGUGUUUGGAGGCUUUAGCUGCACUCAGGCAUGCCAAGUGGUUUCAGGCUAGAGCUACAUCGCUGCAGAGCUGUGUUAUGGUCAUUCGCAUAAUGCGUGAUCUUUGUAACCGCGUACCCACCUGGGGACCACUGAACCCAUGGGCUUUGGAACUAUUGACGGAGAAAGUGAUAAGCACUGCUGGCGGACCUCUCAGUCCAGGAGAAGCUUUACGAAGACUCCUCGAAUGUGUUGCUGGAGGAAUAUUGCUUCCUGGAAGCCCAGGAUUGUCUGAUCCAUGUGAGAAGGAACCAGUUGAUGCAAUUGGUAAUAUGACAAAUCAACAAAGAGAAGAUAUAACUGCUUCAGCGCAGCACGCUUUGCGAUUAGUUGCGUUCCGUCAGAUCCAUAAAGUCCUUGGUAUGGAACAACUUCCUCCACCUAAAUAUAAAGGACGAUUCGCCAGAAAGCGAAGACGCGACAAUAGUAAUGGAGAAGGAACGGACAGUGAAGCUUCAAAAAAAGAUAAAAAAGCAGAGGAGAUCAAAAUGGAGACGGACUCCAAAUAGAUCUACCAAAAUAUUCGCUUUACCGAUUUACUCAUAACUUAUAUAGCAUAAGAAACAAAUUUUCCUCGUGUCAAUUGCUUGUUCAAUGAAACCUGUCUAUACUGGGAAGAUGUCAAAGUUUAGAUCAGAAUUAAUGACCUAUUACUAUAUUGCGACAACUGUUUCGAGUGUAGGUAUUUCUUUGGACAACUAGUGGCAUAAUUUUAAUUCGCAAUCAUAAUUUUAAUGGCGAAAGGAAAUGAUUAAAUCAGAUUAUAUCAUUAUAUACCUUGACUUUAUCUUAUACAUACGAUAACAUUAUGGAUUCUUCACCUUCCUACUAGUAGUAAGUCCAACGUUUGAAGGAAGAAAAUAAUGUAUUACUUGCAUUCUUGCAAGUACUUUAAAUUUAAAAUAGGUUUCGAACGUGUGUAAGAGCACGUUAUUUCUUCAAACUUAAUUCAUCUUAGAUUUAUUUCAUGAAACAUUUCGAUGUUAACGGCAAGUUAUAAAUCUUGUUGUUUCUAGAAUUUAUAAGAAUGACAUUUUUGCAAUUAUGUUAGUAUGUAAAAAACUCUUGAAGAAGACAUAAGAUCUUUCCCAAACAGGCAAUUGGUACGAUUAGUUCCAGCACUAGAAUUUUGUCGAAGAAAAUGAUAAAUGCGUUAAUUAGUUUGAAUUACUUACUUAGCUAUAUUUCAAAGUCACAAUAUAUGAUGGAGGAGUUUAAUAGAAAUGAUGGUAAAAAUAAACAUUUAUAAGUUUUGAAGUUAACACGUUCACAGUCCCGUGUCCCAUCUAUGGAUCAUGACGAUUUCAAACAAAAAAUUUAAUAAAUCAUAUCGCAAAUAAAAUUAGCCGAAAAGCUUUUUUUGAAUUUAGUACAAUAACACAGCAUUACAGUCUAUGGAAAAGAAGACUGCUUUAUUAUUGAUCUUUAAAGAAACCAUCGCCUUUAUCUAUAUUUGAGUUUACAUAUCUGAACUGUGAACGUGUUAUCUAUAGGUUAGUUUCUAUUGAGAAUUCGUGUGUAUGUUGUGUGUGUAGUCGUAAAAAGUGCAGUAUGUUUCCUGCACCUGAUAAGUCGUAUGUUCACGUCGCGUAUAUUAAUUCACGCAGAAGAUUCCGAGAAAGCAGAAUUGCAAGUCGAUUAUUGAAAUAGACGCUUUGCUGUCCAAUGAGGGUUAAGUGCACGUGUCAAGAAUUCCUAAUAUUUACUGCAGUUUUGUUUACCAAGAAUCUUACAGGAAGUUGAGUAACAUUUUAAAAUGUUCGUAUUAAAAUAAAUUUCUGACACAGUGUAUGGAUCUUCUGUUGUACACAUGCAAAUCCUCUUUGAAUAAAUCGAACAUGCAUGCGAUAAGUAUAAGUAUUUUUUUCACUACCAUAUUCCUUUGCAUAUGUAGCAUAAGCGAUUUUUUUUAAAUAACAAAUCGGUCUAAUGAUAAAUCCUCCAUAAUAUGAAGGCCACACACACAAUAGCACUCAAAUCGUAUGAUUAUGGUUACUAGGUAAUUUUUUACAAGAACGAACACUCAUUAUACAAAAGAAGUUACUUUAUUUUUGGAUAGCACCGAGCAGAACUGAGACUGAUAUUUUGUAUUAAUUUUCCAAUAAAUAUAUUAGAAGAUACAUUUAGAGUUAAUCAAAAUUUAAUUUAUGUAUGAGUUAUGAAAUUGAUGUGGCAUAUUGAUUCUGUUUGGUGCAACUAGUCUAUUCAAUACACGUGUUCACUGAUUUAAUCCCGUCAUUUUUCUUACGAUCUUGUACUUUCUAGGAAUAAUAUGAUUUAUAUUAAUUUCCUUUCUUGAUCGAACUGACACGCGCUUAAAAAUCAAUAUACAGUAAAGCAGUAGUAGCCACAGUAGUAACCACCUUUCGUUUCCUAUUUUACAGUAUUAUUGAAAAUGUAUUUGUACAUACUCGAGCUACAUGACAUAUGUAUUCUUAAUUUAUUGUCUUUUGAACCAAAUAUUAAUGUAACAGUAUGCUGUA